AUGGCCGACACGUCUACACACAGGCUCGAUCUCAGAGUUGGCGGCAAAUACAGGCUUGGGAAAAAGAUCGGUUCUGGCUCCUUUGGUGACAUCUAUCUUGGGAUUAACAUAAUCUCAGGCGAGGAGGUCGCCAUCAAGCUUGAAUCCGUCAAAGCCAAGCACCCGCAGCUCGAGUAUGAGUCAAAGGUCUACAAGACCCUCGCCGGUGGUGUUGGAGUCCCCUUUGUCAGAUGGUUUGGCACAGAGUGCGACUACAACGCCAUGGUUCUCGAUCUCCUUGGUCCUUCCCUCGAGGACCUCUUCAACUUUUGCAACCGCAAAUUUAGUCUCAAGACAGUCCUUCUCCUUGCUGACCAAUUGAUUUCUCGUAUCGAAUACAUUCACUCUCGCAACUUUAUCCAUCGCGAUAUCAAACCAGACAACUUUUUGAUGGGCAUUGGCAAGCGUGGCAAUCAGGUCAACGUCAUCGAUUUCGGUCUUGCAAAGAAGUUCCGCGACCCCAAGACCCACCUUCACAUCCCUUACCGCGAGAAUAAGAACUUGACUGGUACUGCUCGUUAUACGUCCAUCAACACCCACUUGGGUGUCGAGCAGGCUCGCCGCGAUGAUCUCGAAUCUCUCGCCUAUGUUCUUAUGUACUUCCUUCGUGGUGCUCUCCCGUGGCAAGGUCUCAAAGCUGCUACCAAGAAGCAGAAGUACGACCGUAUCAUGGAGAAGAAGAUGACAACGCCAACUGAUCUCCUUUGCCGCGGUUUCCCCAACGAAUUCGGAAUCUUCCUUAACUAUACCCGUGCUCUUCGCUUCGAUGACAAACCUGACUAUUCAUACCUUCGCAAACUCUUCCGCGACCUCUUCGUCCGUGAGGGUUACCAGUAUGAUUAUGUCUUCGACUGGAGUGUCCAACGUGGCGCUCAGGAAGAAGGCACUCAGGGCUCUGGUUCCAAGUCAGGUGCCCCUAGGCGAAAGGUCGUUCAGGAAGAAGACGAGCACCGCGCAAGCGACAGGAUGCUUCGCUCCCAUACCCGCCAGGCGCAACAAGCGGCACCUGGCGCAGUUGGUCAGCAGCGAGGCGCUAGACGUGAUGCGGAACUGUGGUAA
Messenger RNA from Psilocybe cubensis, 1098 nucleotides. RefSeq lists its product as uncharacterized. Gene Ontology annotation, molecular function: protein serine/threonine kinase activity; ATP binding. Gene Ontology annotation, cellular component: cytoplasm; nucleus. Gene Ontology annotation, biological process: signal transduction; endocytosis; peptidyl-serine phosphorylation. Bases 1 to 1098 code for a protein of 365 amino acids. Lineage: Eukaryota; Fungi; Basidiomycota; Agaricomycetes; Agaricales; Agrocybaceae. The transcript has 4 exons. The record is from RefSeq and is a predicted model, not a curated record.